AUGGUUGAUAAAGAAACUUCAGCGGAUUCCAGCCCUUGGUCCCCUCAACACGCCUAUCAGGAAAUCAGAAACCACACAAGCAUCUCCGACUUCCUGCUUCUGGGCUUCUCUGACCACCCAGACCAGCAGCCUCUCCUCUUCGGGCUCUUCCUGGGCAUGUACCUGGUCACCGUGUUGGGGAACCUGCUCAUCAUCUUGGCCAUAGUUUCUGACCAGCAUCUCCACACCCCCAUGUACUUCUUCCUAGCCAACCUGUCCCUCAUUGAUACCUGCUUCUCCUGCACCAUUGUCCCCAAGGUGCUGGUGAACACCCUCACUCAGCAGCACACCAUCACUUACACUGGCUGCCUCGUACAGAUGUACUUCUUCAUGGCAUUGACCCUGCUGGAUGACUUCCUGCUGGCCGUGAUGGCAUAUGAUCGCUAUGUGGCCAUCUGCCUUCCUCUCCACUACACCACCAUCAUGUGUCCCCAACGCUGCCUGCUGCUGGUCGCCUCAUCCUGGCUCUGCGCCCACCUCCUGGCCUUCUCACUCACCCUCCUCAUGGCUCAGUUCUCCUUCUGUGCCUCCCAUUCCAUCCCACACUUUUUCUGUGACCUUCUCCCUGUCAUCAAACUUGCCUGCUCAGACACCCAGAUCUUUCAGGUCAUGAUGUUUGCUGAAGCAGCCCUCGCAGGUGUGGUCCCUCUCACCUGUGUCCUGGUCUCUUAUGGCCACAUCAUGCACACCAUCCUCAGGGUCCCCUCAGAUGGGGGGAAGCACAAGGUCUUCUCGACAUGUGGCUCUCACCUGUCAGUGGUCACCCUCUUCUAUGGGACACUUUUUCUGGUGUAUUUCCAGCCGUCAUCUUCCUACUCAGCAGACACUGGAAUGGUUGCAUCUGUGAUAUAUACAAUGGUCACCCCCAUGCUGAACCCGUUCAUCUACAGCCUGAGGAACAGAGACAUGAAGGGGGCUCUGUGGAGGCUCUCAGGCUGGAGAAGAUACUCUACUCUGAACGUGGCAAUUUCUCAUCUUGACUGCACAUCAUGGUUGAUAAAGAAACUUCCAGCCCUUGGUCCCCUCAACACGCCUAUCAGAAACCACACAAGCAUCUCCGACUUCCUGCUUCUGGGCUUCUCUGACCACCCAGACCAGCAGCCUCUCCUCUUCGGGCUCUUCCUGGGUAUGUACCUGGUCACCGUGUUGGGGAACCUGCUCAUCAUCUUGGCCAUAGUUUCUGACCAGCACCUCCACACCCCCAUGUACUUCUUCCUGGCCAACCUGUCCCUCAUUGAUACCUGCUUCUCCUGCACCAUUGUCCCCAAGGUGCUGGUGAACACCCUCACUCAGCAGCACACCAUCACUUACACUGGCUGCCUCGUACAGAUGUACUUCUUCAUGGCAUUGGCCCUGCUGGAUGACUUCCUGCUGGCCGUGAUGGCAUAUGAUCGCUAUGUGGCCAUCUGCCUUCCUCUCCACUACACCACCAUCAUGUGUCCCCAACGCUGCCUGCUGCUGGUCGCCUCAUCCUGGCUCUGCGCCCACCUCCUGGCCUUCUCACUCAUCCUCCUCAUGGCUCAGUUCUCCUUCUGUGCCUCCCAUUCCAUCCCACACUUUUUCUGUGACCUUCUCCCUGUCCUCAAACUUGCCUGCUCAGACACCCAGACCUUUCAGGUCAUGAUGUUUGCUGAAGCAGCCCUCGCAGGUGUGGUCCCUCUCACCUGUGUCCUGGUCUCUUAUGGCCACAUCAUGCACACCAUCCUCAGAGUCUCCUCAGCUGGGGGGAAGCACAAACUCUUCUCAACCUGUGGCUCUCACCUGACAGUAGUCACUCUUUUCUAUGGAACUGUCUUUCUUGUGUAUUUCCAGCCCUCUUCCUCCUACUCAGCAGGCACUGGAAUGAUGGCAUCUGUGGUGUACACAAUGGUCACCCCCAUGCUGAACCCGUUCAUCUACAGCCUGAGGAACAGAGACAUGAAGGGGGCUCUGUGGAGACUCCUUGCCUGCAGAAAAUGUUGCAUCUUAUAA
Molecule: messenger RNA, 2010 nt
Organism: Neogale vison (American mink)
Lineage: Eukaryota; Metazoa; Chordata; Mammalia; Carnivora; Mustelidae
Product: olfactory receptor 2T1-like
Exons: 4
Coding region: 1-2010 (669 amino acids)
Biological process (GO): G protein-coupled receptor signaling pathway
Cellular component (GO): membrane
Molecular function (GO): G protein-coupled receptor activity; olfactory receptor activity
Source: RefSeq, a predicted model, not a curated record